This is a messenger RNA of Plodia interpunctella (Indianmeal moth), 3554 nucleotides long. RefSeq lists its product as uncharacterized. The transcript has 10 exons. Gene Ontology annotation, biological process: amino acid transmembrane transport. The record is from RefSeq and is a predicted model, not a curated record. The coding region runs from base 166 to 1632 and encodes 488 amino acids. NCBI's taxonomy places the organism in Eukaryota, Metazoa, Arthropoda, Insecta, Lepidoptera, Pyralidae. Gene Ontology annotation, molecular function: L-amino acid transmembrane transporter activity.
GCGUUUAUUUUUCGCACGUUACAGCAGUAACGCGCAAACCGUUCACACGGUCGCACGUGCUGUAGUAAUGCGGAGGUAGGUCAGUGAUCGUAAAGUGAUGUGCUUGUGAAAUUAGAGGAUUUCUGCUGACUAAAUUCCUGACUGUUUUACGACGACCAAAUCGAAAUGGGACGUGACGAGAAGAAAGGCGGGACCAUUGUCCUGGAAAAUUUCAAUUCCACGGCAAACCUAGCAUCAAACCCCGGCUUCCAGUCCACGCUCACGCUUGGCUCCAAGGAGGUGAUCAAUGAGAAGGCCUACAACCCGUUCGAACAUAGGAAUGUUGAGCAUCCUAAUUCUACGAUCGGUUCCUUGUUGCAUCUGCUGAAGUCCUCGCUAGGGUCUGGUAUCCUGGCGAUGCCUGCUGCCUUCAAGAACGCUGGACUAGCUGCUGGGGCAAUUGGCACCAUCGUUGUUGGAUUCAUAUGUACUCACUGUGUUUAUGUUCUGGUGAAAACAUCACAAGAGGUGUGUGUGGAAGCGAAGAAGCCCUCGAUGGGCUUCGCGGAGACCUGCGGCGCGGCCUUCGAGUUUGGGCCCAAACGGCUCAGGCCUUGGGCCAAUUUUGCUAGAACUUUCAUAGAUUACGCACUGACAUGCACUUAUCUAGCCGCUCUGUGUGUCUACGUCGUUUUUAUAUCGGAAAAUUUCAAAGAGGUGUUAGACGUGUACAUUCCAGACUACAAACUAUCAGUGGAGACGUACUGCGCGUUGACCCUGGUGCCUCUGGUGCUGAUCUGCCAAAUAAGGAACCUGAAGUGGCUGGUGCCCUUCUCCGCGAUUGCCAACGUCUUCCUUGUCAUAUGCUUCGCAAUCACGAUGUACUACAUAUUCUUCGAUCUGCCAAAUCCUUCUCAGAGGGAAAUGGUAGCGACCGUAACUCAAUGGCCACUUUUUAUUAGCACGGUUAUAUUUGCAAUGGAGGGGAUCGGUGUAGUGAUGCCCGUUGAGAACGAGAUGGCGAGACCGCAGCACUUUUUGGGUUGUCCAGGAGUGCUCAAUGUUGCGAUGACCAUAGUGAUAUCUCUAUAUGGCAUUGUAGGUUUCUUCGGCUUCAUCAAGUAUGGAGACGACGUGCGAGGCAGCGUCACUUUGAACUUACCUCAGGAUGAAGUAGCCGCCCAAACCGCUAAGAUCCUGAUGGCUCUGGCGAUCCUGUUCACAUACAGCCUGCAGUUCUACGUGCCCAUGGAGAUGAUCUGGAGACAGCUGCACGACAAGAUCUCCGUGAGGUUCCACAACAUCACACAAAUCUCCAUUAGGACCGUGGCCGUCGUUGGUUCAGUCGCUCUCGCUGCUGCCUUCCCUAACUUGGAGCUGUUCAUCAGUCUCUGUGGUGCUAUCUUCCUCUCCAGUCUUGGUCUCCUGACACCAGCCAUAAUCGACACCGUACACAACUGGGAUCGAGGACUUGGCAGGUUCAACUGGAUUUUCUGGAAGAACAUCUUUAUAUCUCUCAUAUCUCUCAUCGCUUUGUUUGCCGGCUCCUACGUUUCCAUCCAAGAAAUGCUCCACAAGUUUAAUGCCCAUCACAUUUCUUCAUCGGCUGCUAAUGAAACUUUAAGUAUAAGCAAUCAAACGCUCGUUUUAUAGGUUGUGAAGUAUUGUGGCUUACAUGGUUGUGUUUCUAGAAUUAUUUGAGUUUUAAGCGCAAGGAAUAGGUUUUGUGAUGGUCUUGGAUGAUAAGAAUACAACGCACGCAACGAAUAAUACGCUUAAUUAAUCUGUUUUCUUAAAAUUUGUUGAAUUUCAAAAAUUCUACACAAAGUACAUAAGAAAAUUAAUAAUUGACGAUCUUAUCAGAAAAAGUCGCUUUCAGAGAAAAUCUUACUACAGAAAAAUUUAUAAAUCGUGCCCAAAUUGAUAAAUCUCAAAGACGCUUAUUCAAUAAAAUUAGAUUGUAAUGAAAGCAUUCACAGAUAUUUUACUUAACAUUUCUGUUUUCCUCGACCAUCAUGAAAAACUGUUGAGAGAAGAAUGAGCAAUACAAUUAAUAAGAAUUUUUACAACUUAAUCUUUUAGUGAGUAACAAAAACAAUUCAGUACAAGGAAAUAUUUAAGUUAAGUCUUAAAGACCAUGAAACUAUUUUGUAGGUUGUAAUUGUAACUAAAAAAAAAGUAUAACUUUGUCGUUGUAAUAUUAAUAGGACAAUUGUUCUAGAGGCAGUAGAAUUACUAAUCUCGCUUUAAAAUUAAAUGCCAGGUAGGAUGAAAAUAAUUAACAUGAGACACACACAAAUAAACUAAAAAUAUCAUUUUGUAAAAUUUCGUAAAAUAAGACAGUGACAAAACAUAGCAUAUAUCCUUUAUUUUGUUUAUGAUAUGGGUAUGUGUGUCCCUUUUAAUAACUCUCGACAACUUAGUAUUAUUUUUAUUUAAUAGAUACUAAUUUUAUGUUUAGUGAUUUUAACAAACGUGUUAGUUAAUUAAUUAUAAAAUAAUAAUUUGAAGUUACCAACUGGUUAAGUUCUUUAUUUUUAUUGACCAAGUUAUAAGUUUAACGUGUCUGUGUAUCUGUCCGUGGCAUCGUAGCAGCCAAACGGUUGAACCGAUUUUGAGCUAGCUAUUUUCUAAUUAAAGAGAAUUUAAUCGACCUUGUUCCUAGCUAUUUUUUUGUUUGCAAAAUGUAUGCUCAGCCUUAGAUAUCUGAAAAGGUUUCUUAAAUUUUUAAUUCAAUUAUCAUUAUCUGAACAACAGUGACUUCUAUAGAAUUUAGAUAAUAAUGAUGAUAGUCACAAAAGACAAAUAUGAAAUGUAACAUUGUGAUAUUUCAUCCCAUAUUUUUAAUAAAUUAAUAUUUUUUUAUCUAUAAAAAAGUCCGUUGUUAUUUAAGAUGAUUAGGUAUACGCUGUUGUGUGUUACAUUGUUAUUACUGUGAUGUCCCAUAAUAACGUUAAUUUUUAACAUCAGUUGAUCAUUUUGAUUAUAAGAUUGAACAAUUACCAUAGUUUUGUGAUCAAAAUUAUUAAAAUAUAUCAAUUAUCUGGCUUCUGGUUCAUGUAAUAUAUGCACUGAUUUCUUUGGCUGGUAUUUAAAAAUAAUAUCAUCACUACCAUCACAUUUUUAUCAAAUUUCUUAACGAAAAAAUGAAAAAUAUCGUCACACAUUAUGACACGCUAGGUAAAGAAUUUUAAAAGGCAAUAUUGUAGCUUUUUAUAUUACAAUGUGGCCAUAAUAGACUGGCGGGUUUUGGUGGCCAGCGUUUUCAAUUUAGUCAACUGUGUGACUACAUUGUGUAAUGGAAAACUGUAAGACUUUCUAAUAAAAUUGUUUAUCUGUUGUGGCAUAAUUUGUCAAGAUUUUUUGGUUUCGCUAAUAAAUAAAAUAAAUGUAUAGAAAUGUUAGUGUACCGCUAAGCACCUUAAGUCGACUGCUGAGAACUCGAUUUCUUUCAUUGUGCUUGCACUUUGUCUAAAUUUGUGAUUUUAUGACGCAUUAUCGAUAAUAAUAAUAAAAUGUGAUACUUUUUUAUGUGAUAGUGGUAACUGAAAUAAUAAAAAUAUUUUUAAAACGUA